CCUCCCGCAGGCCGUUUCAGCCCACUCUCCAUCACAGCAGCGUUGACGCUCUUCAGUGGGGAUCUCCUCGUCAGCGUCAUGCGCCUCGUUUCUCGGACAGUGAGAUCUUGCAAAAUUAAUGCUAGCUAUAGCAUAGAUGGCCAGACAUGUUUUAACAGUGGAAGGAUUUUUGAUUGUGUUGGUUCCAAAGGGGAGGAGUCAGUCGACUGGACUGCAAAGCCACAAACGCACAUAACAGAGGCAAGGGUGUGGAAAGCAUAGUCAGCAUCAAUGAGAGGAGGCCAGAGGAGAUGAAGGCUGUUCUCUCUGUCUGGGGAUAACUGAAACACGAGGGAAAGGAGGAAUAUCGGGUGGUGGGGGAGAAGAAGGAGGAAGAAGAAGAAGAAAGGAGAGGAAGAAGAGAAGCUUCCUGAGGUCUUCAUACGGGAUCCAGAUUAGCGAUGUGCUCCUCCGUCAGAGAUGACCUCAUCCCUGGACAUUUCCCUCUCUCUCUGUCUUUCUCUCUCCUUGUCCCUCUGUCCUUCACCAUAGCAGCUCCCAUGCUCCCAGAAUCGGAGCCGUGAGAGGGCUCUGCAACACACAUACCCCCCACCCACCCACCACAUACACACACACACACUCACACACGCCUAUUAUACACACUACAGGUACACCAGUCACUUUGGGUCCUGCUCAUGCUGGUUGGCCAGUGCACUGCAGCUCCAUCUUCAGCUCUAGAUCCAGAACAUGAAGAGGCCCAAGCAGCAGACUCAGGCCCUGAGCUUUCUAAGCUUCUUCAGCCGCAAGCCCAAAUCUGACCCCAGGCUCGAUCGGCAUACUGGUGCCCAGACCAAGGAUGAGGUGGCCAUUACCCUGACCCCGAGCGAGCAUGCAGGACAGGACCAGAACAUCACAACAGAAGAGAGCGGAGACAUUGGAGUUUCUGGAACAGAAAGAGCUGGAGGAGGGGGAGGAGAGGGAUGGGCGAUGACAAGAGGUGAAGGCGGAGCCACCGCGGAAUCUGGGGGCGGAGUCAGCAGUGAUUCCACUGGUGUCCUGUCCCUCUCCUCUUCCAGCCAGGACCAGCUAUUGGACGAACACCUAGAGGAGUGUCCUCUGUGCCUGCUCAGCCAACCGCGCUGCCGUUUCCCACGUCUCACUUCCUGUCCGCACCGGGCAUGCUCAGACUGCCUGCGCCAGUACCUUCGAAUCGAGAUCUCAGAGAGCCGGGUUGGCAUAGCAUGCCCACAGUGCCCCGAGGCCAUGGCACCACUGGAUGUUCGCGCCAUCCUGGACGAUGGAGCACUGCUGGAGCGCUUCGAGGAGUAUCAGCUGAGACGCUUUCUGGCGGGGGACCCCGACACGCGCUGGUGCCCGGCACCAGACUGCAGCUAUGCAGUGAUAGCCUACGGCUGUGCCGAGUGCCCCAAGCUGAGCUGCGGCCGCGAGGGCUGCGACACGGAGUUCUGCUACCACUGCCGGCAGCUGUGGCACCCCGACCAGACCUGUGACCAGGCCCGACGCCAACGUUCCCGCCACACCUCCGGUGGCCACGAUGGCUCCACGCUCUACGUGUUCAACGAGGAGCCAGGGGCAGAUGGGGAGGAGAUUAAGGCGUGCCCUCGCUGCAACGCCUACAUCAUGAAGACCAAUGACGGCAGCUGCAACCGCAUGAACUGCACCGUGUGUGCCUGUCAGUUCUGCUGGCUCUGUAUGCAGGAGAUCACCGACGUGCACUACCUCAGUCCCUCGGGCUGUACCUUCUGGGGGAAGAAGCCCUGGUCUCAGACACGGAAGGUUCUGUGGCAAGUGGGAAUGUUGCUGGGGGCGCCAGUCAUCAUCUCCCUCAUUGCUGGCAUCGCCAUACCCGUCAUCAUCGUGGGCAUUCCCAUCUACAUGGGUCGUAAGGUCCACGGCCGCUGUAAGAAAAACAGCAUCUCAGGAAGCAAGCACUACUUGACAGUGGCGAGUGGGGUGAUGAUGUCGGUGUUCGUGUCACCUGUCAUUGCAGCUGUCACUGUGGGUGUGGGGGUGCCUCUCAUGCUGACGUAUGUCUACGGCGUGGUCCCCAUGUCGCUCUGUAGGAACGGCUGGUGCCGGCCUCAGACCGAGCCCCCUGACUCUCACAAGAUACAGCUGGAGGACUUUGCCAGCUAUCUUCUAUUUUCUCACGUAGUCAGUGACCACUGGACGGGUCAGACCAACCCUGCGCUCAGUGACACCAGCGUACAGGAAGUCAGAGUCAGUGUACAGGAAGUAGGCAUGCUACCUAGUACUAGCUCCACCUCUCCAGAGCAAGACAACAGUGUGGGAUUGGACGAGGUGAAACGCCAUGGAUACACCCACCAGGACAGCCAUUCAGACUGUGAGGUGAUGGUGACUGACGGCUCGCCCAAUGACACACAGACUUUUGCCUUGCGGGAGGGCGCCAACAUCGAGGUGCGUGUGGAGAUCGAGGCCCAUCCCCGUGGAGCCCGCCAGCCUAGCCUGAGUAGUGUCUUGUCCAGCCGCAGCCUGUCGGUGGAGUCGCUGGCUCACUCCCCGUCCCAGUAUCAGUCCCAGGACUACCUAUGUGCCUCAGAACCGGAGCGGGGAGGAGGUAGAGAGGGGAGAGAGGAAGGAGGAGGAGACGGAGGAGAGGGGAGAGAGGAAGGAAAAGAGGAGGGGAGAGAGGAAGGAGACAGAGACAGCAUGCCAGUCUUUGAGAUGGACAGGGUCUGAAGUCCUGCCUACAUUAGGCCAUGCCCUGCUUCCACUAAAGGCUCCGCCCACCAGCUGCCUUUCAGCCAUGCCCUCUAAUGGAAAGGCACUUGGGAUGGAGAGAAAGAGAGAGGGAGAGAGAGGGAUGGAUGGUGAUAGAAAUAGUGUGGCUGAGUGACUGCGUGAAAAGACACAUUUUCGUGCAUGUGUGUGUGUGUGUAAGGGGGAGUGUAAAGACUGAAGGGGAGUAAAACAUGAAUGGUGGGCAAAGAGUGAUACAUGAGAUCUCACCAACAAUCCACAAGAUAGUCAUGAAUAACAAACCGAAAUGACUAAUAGCAUGCUAGCUGACCAAUGUGGUGGGUGUUAGCAUAGUUUUACAUCUGCCCUGGUGUGUCCCUUCCUAACACUACUCUAUUUAAUUAUCAAGCCUGUCCUCUGGGUGAACCGUUGUACUUCUAGUGAUUUGUACUAAUUAACCCGCUUGUCAAAGCAAACUAAAACAGUUAAAAGAGACUCAAAAGCAUGAUUUGUUUUGUAGGGGUAGCCAAAAGACAUGACAUGCAGCGCUACCUACCGCUGCCUGUGAGAUUAUCAGGCGCUUCCCCAAGCUAAGGAGAUGCUGUGAGCCAGUGCGAGGCGAGCGUAUGCCACACACAUCUUCCUCUUGAUGUUGGCUCUGGUGUUCUCAGGAGUGUGGGUCUGAUUAUGCAAGUCUCACAUGAAAAAAUGCAUGCUUAGCUGUCCAGCCUUUUUUGAAAGGGAAGAAUUGUGGACAAGGUGGAAUUUGCUGAAGAAUGUAUUGUUUGUCAGAAGUAAGCGUCUGGGAGUUGGACCGCUGGGAGUGGGCCCUUGAUCCAAAUGCUUGUUUGAGUAUAUUUGGUCAAUGACAUUCGAGGAACUGCUAUCUGGUGAUGGUGUCAGCAUAUGAUAAGUGUCACUAUAUGACAGUGACCACACACUAUAGACCACAGAAGGACCAUAAAAUGAUACAGUGAGCAUAUUGUGAGAUGACCCUCAGAUGACAAUAUCUCCUGGUUUGAGAUCCUAUGUCUUCCACUGGCAGGAAUAAGGCGGUCUCUCAGUGAUUCGUGGUCGUUUUACAGAGGCCAACUAUUAUGGUGGGGUGGCACUCUCUCUCUUUCUCUCUCAGAUUUGCAUAAAUGUAGCAUAUCACUGACAAGCAUUAGUAGCACAGCGAUUUUCAAUUUAGGGCUCCGAACAUCUCGAAAAAUGAGCUGCUGCAUGCCUCCGCUCCUCGCUGUGAAUCUGGGAUUCCCACCACAACACAUCGCAGAGACACCAGCCUCGACCGCUCCGUACUGCUGCUGACAGCAGCCUUGCCUAUGUGUUGAAACCAGCAGAAAAACACAGGAGGAAGGCCCUCUCAAUCAACCACGGAUCACCAAAGUUCCAUCGAACAGCAUGCCAACUCAGGCUAUAGUAACCCUUCUAGAUGAAUAUGACAAAAAUGUACUGUUAGGUUCCUGAGUGUGAAUUACCUUGGAGAGAUGAACCUGUGGGUAACAAUGGGUCUUUACAUAGACCGUGGGAAGGAAACAAAGACUGAAUGAAUAAAGGUUUCACCAUGAAGGACGAAACAUGACCUUGUGUUUGUGUACUUGUUUUUGUUUCUUCAGCAGUGAUGACACUUUCCUCCUACAAGGUCCAUCUGGAUUUUCACCUGUUCUAUCAGACAUGACAAACAUGCCUUGAUGGCAUUA
Osmerus eperlanus (European smelt) is the source of this 4403-nucleotide messenger RNA. RefSeq names its product E3 ubiquitin-protein ligase RNF19A. Gene Ontology annotation, molecular function: ubiquitin protein ligase activity; zinc ion binding; ubiquitin conjugating enzyme binding. The coding region runs from base 727 to 2700 and encodes 657 amino acids. Gene Ontology annotation, biological process: protein polyubiquitination; ubiquitin-dependent protein catabolic process; positive regulation of proteasomal ubiquitin-dependent protein catabolic process. Gene Ontology annotation, cellular component: cytoplasm; ubiquitin ligase complex. The record is from RefSeq and is a predicted model, not a curated record. NCBI's taxonomy places the organism in Eukaryota, Metazoa, Chordata, Actinopteri, Osmeriformes, Osmeridae. The transcript has 10 exons.